This is a messenger RNA of Paramecium sonneborni, 486 nucleotides long. NCBI's taxonomy places the organism in Eukaryota, Ciliophora, Oligohymenophorea, Peniculida, Parameciidae. The record is from the annotation of a GenBank genome assembly.
AUGUAACAUAGUAAUUUAUUAGAUUUUUCUUUCAGUGUGUAAAACUAAAAAGAAGCUGAUAUAGAGAAACAAAUGUAUUGUUUAAGAAUAAAUUCUUCAGCAAAUAUUUCAUCAGAUGAGGAGAACGAUUUGGAUAAGAAAAUAAAAUAAUUAUACAGCAAAACUAAGCAAGCUUUAUAAUCAUUUGAUUAGCAAUAAAUUAAGAAAAAAGUAAAGGGGUUAAAAAAUUAGAGUAAUUUCAGUAGCUAACUCGUUUGUAGUAAAUCAUUACCAUAAGUUCAAUUGUUUUUUGUAAAUAAAAUGUUUUGUCGAGAUCAUAAGAUUAAAGGGUUGACAGCAAUAUAAAGUUGUUAUAAGAAAGAGUCAUUAGAAAAAUGCGAUAAUGGUUAAUAACAAUAGAAAUCAAAAACCAAAUAGAAAUUAUAAUAUAAUAGUUCUUUUAGUAUUCCAAAUAGGAAGAUAUGCUACUCUUAGAUCAACAAUUGA